Messenger RNA from Jaculus jaculus (lesser Egyptian jerboa), 2152 nucleotides. RefSeq names its product histidine rich glycoprotein (gene Hrg). NCBI's taxonomy places the organism in Eukaryota, Metazoa, Chordata, Mammalia, Rodentia, Dipodidae. The record is from RefSeq and is a predicted model, not a curated record. Gene Ontology annotation, biological process: negative regulation of fibrinolysis; heme transport; negative regulation of endopeptidase activity. Gene Ontology annotation, cellular component: blood microparticle; endolysosome; extracellular region. Gene Ontology annotation, molecular function: heparin binding; serine-type endopeptidase inhibitor activity; zinc ion binding. The transcript has 7 exons. The coding region runs from base 26 to 1675 and encodes 549 amino acids.
GCCAUUCACCGUAAAAUCCUCUGCUAUGGUACAGCCCGGCACAGGAUGGAUGGGCACAAUGAAGAUGCUCACGGCUGCGCUGCUUUGGGUCACACUGCAGCCCUCAAGUGCCGUGAGUCCCACCGACUGUGACGCGACAGGGCCUGUGGCUGAGAAGGCUUUAGACUUGGUCAAUAAAGGGCGGAGGAAUGGCUACCUUUUCCAGCUGCUGCGGGUUGCUGAUGCCCACUUGGACACAGUGGGCUCUGCAACAGUCUACUACUUAGCCUUGGAUGUAAAAGAAUCUGAUUGUUGGAUUCUAUCCAUGAAACCCCAGGAUGACUGUUAUUCAGAUGUUUCUAGAAGGCCAUCAGAUAUAGUGAUCGGGCAGUGCAAGGUAAUAGCCACGAGAUAUUCAAAUGAAUCUCAAGAUCUUAGAGUGAAUGACUUCAACUGCACCACAAGUUCUGUCUCCUCAGCCCUGAGCAACACUAAAGACAGCCCUGUGCUCUUCGACUUCUUUGAGGAUACAGAGCCCUACAGAAAACAAGCUGAGAGAGCCCUUGACAAGUACAAAAGGGAGAAUGGCGAUUUUACCUCUUUCAGAGUGGACCAAGUGGAGAGAGUUAUAAGAGCGAGAGGAGGGGAAAGAACCAAUUACUAUUUGGACUUCUCUGUGAGGAACUGCUCUGCACAUCAUUUCUCUAAACACUAUACAGUCUUUGGGUUCUGCCGUGCAGAUUUGUCCUAUGAGGUAGGAGCCUCUGACUUGGAGACUCCAAAAGACAUUGGCAUAAAUUGUGAAGUCUUCGACUUUAAGGAACACAGAAACAUCAGUAAUGUGAAACCUCACUGGGGUCAGCCCCACCACUCUGGUAGUCACAAGGAUUCUUCUGCUGGCAAGCAUCCACAUAAGCCCAGUGGAUCCAGAGGUCAUCAUCAUCCCCACAAGACGCAUGAACUUGGGUACUCAUCUCCAGUGGCAGAAGAAGAUAACUUGGGCAAACCACCAUUUCAACAAGGAACUCUUCCACCGUUGCCCCAACCGGGAUCAAGAUGUCAUCACCCCUUUUUUGGCACUAAUGAGACCCAUAGACCCCAUCAUAAUCAUAGUUGUAGGGAGCACCAUCCCCAUGGACACCAUCCCCAUGGACACCAUCCCCAUGGACACCACCCCCAUGGGCACCACCCCCAUGGACACCAUCCCCAUGGGCAUAAAUUUCAUAGACACCAUCCCCAUGGACACCAUCCCCAUGGGCACCAUCCACAUGGGCACCAUUCCCAUAAACAUCAUCCCCAUGGACACUAUCCUCAUGGGCACAGUCCCCAUGGGCAUGAUUUCUAUGACUAUGGACCCUGUGACCCACCCCCCAAUUGCCAAGAACUCGAUGGUCAACAUCAUCGUGGCCAUGGCCCACCACAUGAUCACUCAGGGGAAAGAAUUCCAGGUAGAAGACACUUUCCUUUCCACUGGAGACAAAUUGGCUAUGUUUACCGGCUCCCUCCGCUGAGAACAGGUGAAGUUCUUCCUCUUCCUGAAGCCAAUUUUCCCAUCUUCUCACAGCCAAACUGCAACAAGCCUCCAACGGUGAAGAUACAGCCCUUCCCUCAAUCGGCCUCUAAAUCAUGUCCGGGGAAAUUCCAGAGUGAGUUUCCACAAGUUUUCAAGUUUUUUGCAUAUCCAUUUCCAAAAUAAAAUCUGAUCCUUGAUGGGGAAUAAAAUGGAGGAUAAUCUGAACUCAAACUAUAAGUAAAAUACAAGCAGCAAUAAUUAAAAUUGCAGUGAUUUUAACCUUGUUUCUGUACUUAAUGUAGGAGGAAAUGUGGAUGGGGAAGAAGAUCGGAUAAGAAGAGACAGACAUGUGGAAAGGAGAGGAACUAUUUCAGUUCUACAAAUCACAAGUUAAUUAUGUCACUGAGGCAAAUCUUUGAUGCUUAGAAUGUCCUUCUUUCUGGGACAUAACUCCUCUAAUUCUAGACUGUCUGUUCCUGCUUAUUCCAUAGUGAGGCAUAGUGAAGAAAGUUUGAAUUAUUGCUUACAAGAUUGUUACAGGGUGGUGUGGUGAUGAACACUUUUAAUCCCAGCACUGAGGAGCAGAGAUAAGAAGAUCAUCAUGAGUUUGAGGCCACCCUGAGACUACAGAGUGAAUCCCAGGUCAGCCUGGGCUACAGU